UUCCAUGUUUUUGUAAGGUUUCUGGAAACAUCUAUUUUCAUUUUGUGCUGGAUCAGCAAUUUUAUCCUCCUUGUGUGUAUUUUUUCAUCUGUUAAUAUUUUGUGCUACCGUUUACUGUUUUGUCUAGACUCGGAGAAUAUCUCUCCUUCUGGAAUGGGUGAAAUAAAACAUCAAAAGCCCUUAUUUCGCCCCCUGGAUCCCGAUGAUACUGAGCCCGAAGUCACAGAAAUUGAAAGCUUGUGUAUGAACUGUCAGAAAAAUGGUACCACCAGAAUACUCCUGACGAAGAUCCCGUUCUACAAAGAAGUUGUAUUGAUGUCCUUCUCAUGUGACGAUUGUGGGUAUCAGAACAACGAACUACAGUCAGGAGGCGAAAUUCAAGAGAAAGGGAUCCGAAUCAAGUUGGUUGUGAACACGGUAGCAGAUCUGAACCGGACAGUUGUUAAAUCUGAACAUACAAUAAUAAAUGUCCCUGCGAUCGAAUUUGAAGUCAAAUCUACCAAAGGAGAUGUGACAACAGUGGAGAGUGUUAUUUCAAGCGCUAUCUCGAGUUUUCAGGAGAUUCAUUCCAAGAGCCUAGAAGCCAAUCCGGUGGAAGCUGAUGUUCUCGGUAAACACAUUGAGAAGCUAGUUGGUCUGUUGGAAGUCAAAGAACCUUUUACAAUGUGCUUCGAAGAUAUAAGUGGAAACUGUUUUGUAUCAAAUCCCCAUGCACCUCAAAGAGAUCCUGAUUGUACGUCACACCAUUUUGUCCGGACGAAAGAGCAAGACCAUGCACUGGGAAUUUUCGAUCACUCGGAGGUAGAAGACAACGAAGCGAAGCAGCAGGACCAUAUUCUUCCUCCUAUCAAUGAAACAGGUCACACUCUAGAGGAUCUUGAAGGCGAGGUGCUAUGCUUCAGAACCAAUUGCCCUAACUGCAGUGCACCUUGUGAUACCAACAUGAAGAUGACCAAUAUUCCUUAUUUCAAGGAGAUGGUUAUCAUGGCGACAACCUGUGAAGCUUGUGGGCACCGCUCUAACGAAGUGAAGGGCGGAGGCGGAAUUGAACCUCAAGGCUUAAAAAUAGAGGUCAGCGUUGUUGACAAAGAAGAUUUAUGCCGCGAUAUUCUCAAAUCGGAGACUUGCAGUGUAUCAAUUCCUGAGCUGGACCUGGAAGUCGGAUCUGCCGCUCUUGGCGGGAAGUUUACGACUGUCGAAGGCUUAAUCGUAAAUAUGAAGGAACAGCUGGACUCUCAAGGGCGGAUGUUUAGUGACAGUGCAGAGCCAGGUUCCCUAGAGAAACUGCAAGAGUUUCUUACCCGGUUAGAUGAUGUAUUGAAACAAAAGACACAAAUCACUCUAGUCCUGGAUGACCCUGCCGGAAAUAGUUAUGUUCAGAGUAAAACGCCUCCAGACCCUGACGAUGGACUGAAGAUCACCCAUUAUGAAAGGAAUUUCGAUCAGAACGAAGAGCUUGGAUUGAAUGAUAUGAAAACUGAAAACUACGAAGAGGAUAGUUGAUUUUCAGAUGGAUACAUUAUCAGUCAAAAAUCAGGUCCAUUGUUUUCCUCUGUGAGGUGUCAUGCACUAAAUCAUCGUUGCUUUGAUCACGAAACUUCAGAUGUUAUUCAGAGCCUAUAAGUUCUGUCCAAAAGGCUCGAUCGUAUUUAAGUUUUGCAAUUGUUAAAAUUGUUGAAGUUGAUUUCUCUUUAUUUUUAUUCAAUAUCUCUGUUUAUAACAGAUUGAGCCGUUGAAAUCGGUACUUUUUGUUGCAACAAGAUCAGAUAUUAAACAAAACAACAUCAAAUUAUAUUAUAUUUUAUUAUCCCUAUCAUA
Molecule: messenger RNA, 1818 nt
Organism: Bemisia tabaci
Lineage: Eukaryota; Metazoa; Arthropoda; Insecta; Hemiptera; Aleyrodidae
Gene: Zpr1
Product: zinc finger protein Zpr1
Cellular component (GO): nucleus
Molecular function (GO): zinc ion binding
Source: RefSeq, a predicted model, not a curated record